Messenger RNA from Cucurbita moschata (crookneck pumpkin), 1654 nucleotides. RefSeq names its product G-box-binding factor 4-like. Gene Ontology annotation, molecular function: DNA-binding transcription factor activity. The transcript has 3 exons. Bases 241 to 1089 code for a protein of 282 amino acids. Gene Ontology annotation, biological process: positive regulation of DNA-templated transcription. Gene Ontology annotation, cellular component: nucleus. The record is from RefSeq and is a predicted model, not a curated record. NCBI's taxonomy places the organism in Eukaryota, Viridiplantae, Streptophyta, Magnoliopsida, Cucurbitales, Cucurbitaceae.
CUCUCUCUUCAACUUCUCACGCUCUCAGUCGCCAUCUUCCUUUUUCCUCUGACCCAACAGACGCGCACACACACAGACCAAAAUCAUAAUCGAAAACCCAAAAGCCUCGCCGCUCUCAAAUCCCAAUCUGGACACCCCGAAAUUCCUCGCGAAAAUCUUGUUGUGUUGUGUUACUUGAAAGAUUCCCAUUGAUUUUCGAGAGAAUCUUCGCGAAUUCCUUGCCUAUUUUAGAGGACAAAAAUGGCAUCAUCCAAGCUCUGGGCAUCUUCCGGUUCGCGAAAUUCGGAUCUAUCUCGAGGUUCUUCUUCUUCUUCCUCUUCUGCUUCUCUUUUAAACCCUCAAUUUCUCUCCAAUAGUUCCAGGAAUAAUGACAACAAUCGGACUCGCAAUCGAAGCCAUAGUCUUAGCUCGAUGAAUCUCGAUGGCUUAGUUCGUGAUGGGUAUGAUUCUAAUCCCACGGAGUCUAUUCUCUUAGAUGCGCAGAUCACUCUUGUUGAUUCCCCUAUCCCCUCUACGUUUCCCAUGAAUACGACUAAUUCCUCUGCCGUCAUUGAUAGUUAUCACAAUACUUCCUCCGGCGCGCCCAAGACUGUGGAUGAUGUGUGGAGGGAGAUUGUAUCGGGUGAGAGGAAGGAGUUGAAGGAGGAGGUUACUGAUGAGUUGAUAACCCUCGAGGAUUUUCUUGUGAAAACUGGAGCUGCGCCUGUUGAGGAUGUCAAAUUGCCGCAGACGGAGAGGCUGAGUGGAGGGAUUUUUUCGUUUGAUUCAAUUCCAGGCAGCUCGUUUCAGGCAGUGGAAAAGGUCGAAGGAUCCAUUGUGGGAUUUGGAAGUGGGGUCGAUUUGGUUGGCAGUGGAGGAAGUGUGGGGAGAGGGAAAAGAGGGCGAGCUGCCUUGGAGCCCUUGGAUAAGGCUGCUGAGCAAAGACAGAGGAGGAUGAUCAAGAAUAGGGAGUCUGCUGCAAGGUCUAGGGAAAGGAAGCAGGCUUAUCAAGUGGAAUUAGAGUCGUUAGUAGCAAAAUUAGAGGAGGAGAACGAGCGGCUUUUGAGAGAAAAGAAUAAAUGGUGGAUAUAUUUGAUAGUUGGUGAAUAGGAGCUUAAAGUUAUUGACUAAAAGAGACUGCAGGGCACCAAGAAACAGUUAAAGCUGUUGGUAUUUCUGAUUAUAGAAGGAUCCUGAAGAACACAAAUAAUUCUUUUUUACUAGACAAAAUACUAUGCGUAGGAAAAGGGAGAGAAUAAUGGUUGUGGAUCCAUUUGUGUUAUUUAGAAAACAAUAAUGAAAGAAAUAUUCUAUAAUAUGUGCUGUUAUUUCAAAGAUCUAGAAGACUGGAAAUAAUCCAUUUCUGAAUGGAGAGACUUAGAUGAGUAGGAUCCAACUUAGUAUAAUUCUGCUUUUGACAAAUCUAGGUUUAUUCUUUGUGUAGUGUAGGCUAGAGUUGGGAAGUUGGAUUUGCAGAGUCUGUAUUUUGGUUGUUCAAGUGAUUGGUUACUUAAACUUUGGGUUUAGCGUUGCAUUUGUUUGGUUGAUAGGUUUGUAAUUUGUGGAAGUAAGUGUGUACGUUGUAGAAAAGUUCCAGGUUUAUGCCUGUGAGAUUUGCAAGCUCUAAUCAAAGUUUAAUAAGUCUACUAUGUGAUCCAACAUCGGUCGAGGAGGA